AUGGGUCGCGUUCGCACCAAGACCGUCAAGAAGUCCGCCAAGGUCAUCAUUGAGCGGUACUACCCCAGACUCACCCUGGACUUCGAGACCAACAAGCGCAUCUGCGAUGAGAUCGCCAUCAUCGCCUCCAAGCGCCUCCGCAACAAGAUUGCUGGCUACACCACCCACUUGAUGAAGCGUAUCCAGCGUGGUCCCGUCCGCGGUAUCUCCUUCAAGCUUCAGGAGGAGGAGCGUGAGCGCAAGGAUCAGUUCGUCCCCGAGGUCUCCGCCCUCGACUUCACUCAGAACACCGAGAGCGGCCAGCUCGAGGUCGACGUCGAGACCAAGGACCUGCUCAAGCACCUCGGCUUCGAUGCUAUCCCCGUCAACGUCACCCCCGUCGGCCAGACCCAGGUCCAGGAGCGUGGUGGUCGCUUCGGUGGCCGCCCCCCUCGCCGCGACUAA
This is a messenger RNA of Colletotrichum orchidophilum, 444 nucleotides long. RefSeq names its product 40S ribosomal protein S17. The record is from RefSeq and is a predicted model, not a curated record. The coding region runs from base 1 to 444 and encodes 147 amino acids. Gene Ontology annotation, molecular function: structural constituent of ribosome. The transcript is spliced from 3 exons. Gene Ontology annotation, cellular component: ribosome. NCBI's taxonomy places the organism in Eukaryota, Fungi, Ascomycota, Sordariomycetes, Glomerellales, Glomerellaceae. Gene Ontology annotation, biological process: translation.